Messenger RNA from Vollenhovia emeryi, 2632 nucleotides. RefSeq names its product U4/U6 small nuclear ribonucleoprotein Prp4 (gene U4-U6-60K). Gene Ontology annotation, biological process: mRNA splicing, via spliceosome. Gene Ontology annotation, molecular function: protein binding; U4 snRNA binding; U6 snRNA binding. The record is from RefSeq and is a predicted model, not a curated record. The coding region runs from base 692 to 2263 and encodes 523 amino acids. NCBI's taxonomy places the organism in Eukaryota, Metazoa, Arthropoda, Insecta, Hymenoptera, Formicidae. The transcript is spliced from 6 exons. Gene Ontology annotation, cellular component: U4/U6 x U5 tri-snRNP complex.
GUUCAAUUUAAUAUGCAUAUUGCUGUAUUUUUAUGUACAAUUGUGCGGCAUAAGUUGUAUGCAUAUCCGUAGGUUAAAAAUUAGACGUAAAAUGUAACAAGAGGACAUGGAGCCGUUAAUUUAAACAGUACAGGAACGAUUUUCUCUUGAAGAUAUUAAUGAAAUAAUUCAUUCGGUGAGACUGCAAAUACAUUUUUGCAUUACUGUAAUUAUUAGUUUUUAAAAACUUAACGUAGCGUUCAUAACGGCCGCUGUUUCCAACGUCCGUUGGCUUUCAAUGCUAACCGAACGUUAACUUUCCGGAAUAGCAAGUGGGAAUUGACAGUUAAUCAGAAUAGUUGUUUAAUGAAUUAAUUUCGAUAGAAAUUGGCAGUCAACGGUCGGUUAGAAUUAACGGACGUUGGAAAUAGCGGCCCUAAAUAAAAUGCGAGAAACGCCUCGUCAUUUCAUCUCGAUCGAUCGUCGUAGCCGAGUGUGCCCUGGUGUGCCCGAUGCGGACCGCGCGAGCCUAAACAGCCCGAUUGAAUAUUGGCUUGGGUGAUGUACGGCUCGAAAAGCCGAGUGUCGCCAAGCUUUUUGAAAUGCGUGUGAACGCGCUGCGCACGGCUGCGGAUUUGUUCGUUAAAUUUUAAUCGCGCGUAACCUAAACAAAACGGAGAUUUAUUCGCCGGCCUGUUUAUAACCUUCCAAAAUGUCCGACGACGAGGACUUGGUCUACGUCAAGAAGCAGAAAACUGUGCACUAUGGCUCGCUGGAGGAGGCGGAACGUGCGCGACUCGCGGCUGCCGGCGAGUCUGCGGACGAGGAAAAGGAUGCCGCGGGCGCGAACGACGCCUCCAACGUUUCCGCCACCGGGGCGAAUGUACACAUCUCGAACGAGUACAUGGAGCUCGAGGACGAGAUGUCCAAGGACCGGCAGGCGCUGUUGGAAGAAUUUGAACGUAGGAAGAAGGCCAGGCAGAUUAACGUUUCGACAGACGACUCCGAGGUGAAGAAGCUCCUGAGGCAGUUGGGCGAGCCGAUUUGUCUAUUUGGGGAGGGCCCAGCGGAUCGGAGGACCAGAUUAAGAGAAUUGUUAGCCAGCGUGGGGGAGGACGCGAUUAAAAAGAAGCACGAGGAGGAAGAUAAACCGUCGCACCCACUCGAGAAGGAUACGGAGUCAACUUGGUACCACGAGGGCCCGGAUUCUCUGCAAAUUGCACGAUCGUGGAUAGCGUCGUAUUCGUUGCCCAGAGCAAAGGCACGGCUGGAUAAGGCAAGGCAAGAUCUGCUAUUACCAGCUGCAACUCGUACAGCGAAAAGACAAGAGCUCUUGAAGAAGUUGCAAGCAUUGAGCAUUUAUUGCUCUCAAAUCGGCGACAGGAGACCCAUUUCCUUUUGCCAGUUCAGCCCUAAUUCCAAAAUUCUUGCUACAGCUUCAUGGUCGGGCUUAUGCAAGCUAUGGUCUGUACCCGACUGUACUUUGUUGCGCACUUUACAAGGACACAAUUGUAAUGUUGGCUGUAUUGUUUUUCACCCAAAAGCUACAAUAACCGAAGAUGUGGUCGGUGAUAAUGCAGGACAGACUUGCGUACUGGCGUCUUGCGCAGCAGAUGGUACUGUGAAACUGUGGAGCGGCGGCAACGGCGAAGAACCAUUAGCCGAGGUGGAGGGACAUGAACCUCACAGAGUCUCCAGGAUAGCUUUCCACCCAUCUGGACGAUUUCUCGGCACAUGUUGCUACGAUGCAUCUUGGCGAUUAUGGGAUUUGGAGCAACAAGCGGAAGUACUUCACCAAGAGGGCCAUGCAAGAGCAGUACACUGUAUUAGCUUUCAAUGCGACGGAAGCGUUUGCACUACGGGCGGUCACGAUUCUUUCGGCAGAGUAUGGGACUUGCGUACCGGCAGGUGCAUAAUGUUCAUGGAGGGUCAUCUAAUGUCCAUUUUCGGCAUCGAUUUCUCGCCAAAUGGUUUCCACAUAGCGACGGCGAGCGAGGAUAACACUUGCAAGAUAUGGGACUUGCGAAAGAGGACUUGCAUAUACACGAUACCAUCUCACACCAAUUUGCUAUCCGACGUCAAGUAUCAGAGAACAGAAGGACAAUACUUGGUUACCGCAUCUUACGAUAACACAGCCAAAAUUUGGUCCAACAAGACCUGGCAACCUCUAAAGAUGCUACCAGGCCACGAUGGAAAAGUCAUGUCUGUCGACGUGUCACCUGAUCAUAGGUUUAUUGCAACCAGCUCGUACGACAGAACUUUUAAGUUAUGGGCCCCGGAAUGAAAUACCUGACAGAACAUUCCCUUCUAACUUUAACAAUUUCUAUGCUAGAAAUACUAUAAAAUUCUAGAUAAAUAUCGUCUUCUUAACUCAUCUUAAAGUGAGUUAAAGUGAGACAAAAAAAAUCAUCUUAACAUCUUUUUAUGUAAUAUCGCAUAAACACAAAAUGUUUAUAGGAAUACGUCUAAUUUGUUCAUCAGGCGUAUUAUAAUUUUAUGGAAUGUAAAUUAUUCUAAUAAUUUCAUAUUGUAAUCAUGUAAUUUUGUACAUGCCAAGUUUUUAUAAAUAUUAAUAUCUCUGAAAAUAAUGUUUUUUUUUUCAGUAUUGAAAAUGUAUCUUUUGUUCUCUGAAUAUAUUGCAUAUUUGAUUGCA